AUGGCCGACAUUAGCAAACUCCCCGAAGUCGAAGACGGCAGCAAAGACAGCCUGGAGCGAACCAAGAGCGUCACGACCGAUGCCAAAGGUGACACGGUCAUCGUCACCGAGGAUGGCGAUAGCUUCACCAUCGACAAGAAGGCCGAGCGUGCGCUGCUCUGGAAGUUUGACCUACGGAUACUGCCACUCCUCACGAUGAUGUACCUCUUCAACAGUCUGGACAAAGCAAAUCUAGGCAAUGCGAAGACGGCGGGGUUGGAGAAGGAUCUGGGGUUCGCUGGGACUAAUAAAUACAACAUCCUCCUCUCCAUCUUCUUCGUGCCCUACGUUCUCACAGCACCGUUCUUGGGCAUGGCAGGUAAAAUCUGGGGCCCAUCGCGCGUGCUGCCUUGCAUGAUGUUCUGCUUCGGUUCCAUGACCCUCCUCACCACCACGGCAUACAACUGGAGCGGUCUGAUGGCUCUGCGCUGGUUCCUUGGAAUGGCUGAAAGUGCCUUCUUUCCUCUGGUUAUCUAUUAUCAGACGCAAUUCUACCGUCGUGGAGAGCUGGCACGUAGGUUGGCCAUCUUCUACGCCGCCAGCAACAUCGCCUACGCUUUCGGCGGCCUCCUAGCCUUCGGGAUGUUCCAACUCCACGGCGGCGCUCUCCCAAGCUGGAAAUACCUUUUCGCUCUAGAGGGCGGCCUCACAGUGCUAGGCGCCAUCAUAGCCUUCACCUUCCUCCCCUACUCAGCCCAACACGCCAAAUUUCUCAACGCAGACGAAAAGAAACUCGCCUUCUACCGCAUCCAAGUCGACUCCUCGGCCGUGGUCGAGGAGAAAUUCAACCUCCGCGAGGCCCUCAAGAUCCUGCACCAACCCACCUCCUGGGUCAUCCUCGCCAUCGAGAUCUGCCUCGGCAUCCCGCUGCAGUCCGUCUCCCUCUUCCUGCCCCAAAUCGUCGGACGCCUGGGCUACUCCACCAUCAAAACGAACCUCUACACCGUCGCCCCCAACGUCACCGGCGCUGCGAUGCUGCUCGUCCUCGCGUACUCCUCGGACUACACGCGCCUGCGCUUCCCGUACAUCGCCGCGGGCUUCUUCUUCACCUUCUGCGGCUUCAUCAUCUACGCCGCCAUCGACGUCGAACACAACCUCCAGGUCGCCUACUUCGCCUGCUUCAUGAUGACCUGGGGCACGUCGGCCCCCUCCGUCAUCCUGGACGUCUGGUACAACAACAACAUCGCCGACGAGAACCGCCGCGUCAUGCUCACCUCCAUCGGCGUCCCCGUCGCGAAUAUGAUGGGCGUGGUCUCGUCGAACAUUUUCCGCACGCAGGACGCGCCGAAUUAUAUCCCCGCGUUGGCGACGACGGCGGCGUUUGGGGGCGCGGGGAUUUUGUUGACGUUGGGACUCGGGUUUUGGAUGGUGCUCGAUAAUCGUAGGAGGAAUUCUAAGCAGGGGGUGCGGUUGACGGCGAGGGAUGUGCCGACGGAGCAGUUGAAGGAGGGGCCGAAGAAUGAGAGGUUUCGGUGGGUGUUGUAG
This is a messenger RNA of Zasmidium cellare ATCC 36951, 1524 nucleotides long. RefSeq lists its product as uncharacterized. The coding region runs from base 1 to 1524 and encodes 507 amino acids. NCBI's taxonomy places the organism in Eukaryota, Fungi, Ascomycota, Dothideomycetes, Mycosphaerellales, Mycosphaerellaceae. Gene Ontology annotation, biological process: transmembrane transport. Gene Ontology annotation, cellular component: membrane. The record is from RefSeq and is a predicted model, not a curated record. Gene Ontology annotation, molecular function: transmembrane transporter activity. The transcript is spliced from 2 exons.